CGGAGUAACUUCCAAAAGUGCGUAAAAACUCUUGUCUCAGAAAGUCGAAUAGCAGGAAGCUACCGUGUGCAGAACACGUACACUGUCAUUAUGUGGCUGCCUUGCGGAUGCACUUCAAAGUACAUUGCUACUUCCUUUCGUCGACGGGUCUCCAAAUCUUACAUCCAUAUUUUGGGUCGCUGGAGAUGCAACGUUGCGGCGUUUAUGCCGGAGGCUGCGGGGUUCGAAGGCGUGUCGGACCGCUCGGCGUUGCAGGAGUUCUCCGUCAACAACAGUGAGAGCUUCUGGGCCGCUGCGGGGCGCGAGAGACUCAGCUGGAUCCGUCCUUUCCACACAGUCCAGGACUGUGACCUGAGCCGCGGGAGAAUCAAGUGGUUUGAAGGAGGUCAGCUGAAUGUGUCCGUGAACUGCCUGGACCGCCACGUGCACACCUGUCCAGAGAAGGUGGCCCUGAUCUGGGAGAGGGAUGAGCCGGGGUCAGAGGUCAAGAUCACCUACAGGCAGCUGCUGGAGAUGACAUGCCGCCUAGGUAACCUGUUAAGGCGGCGUGGCGUGAAGAGAGGCGACUGUGUCACCAUCUACAUGCCUACCUGCCCUCUGGCUGUGGCGUCCAUGUUGGCCUGCGCCCGUAUCGGUGCAGCACACAACGUGGUGUUUGCAGGGUUCAGUGCUGAAGCCCUUGCAGAGCGAAUCCGAGACGCCCAGUCCAGCACCGUCAUCACGGUGAACCAGGGCGUCAGAGGAGGUAAAGUCACCCAGCUGAAGAAGACGGUGGAUGCGGCGGUUCAGAGCUGCCCGGCAGUAAAGCAGGUGUUUGUUGCCAUGAGAACAGAGAAUCCGGUCGCCAUAACAGCCAGGGACGUCGCCAUGGAGGAGGAGAUGCUAAAGGAGGAUUUGGUGUGUGAGCCAGCUGCCAUGGACAGUGAGGACGUCUUGUUCCUGCUUUAUACAUCCGGCAGCACAGGGAAACCCAAAGGACUCGUCCACACUCAGGCUGGAUACCUGCUGUAUGCUGCACUCACACACAGGUAUGUCUUCAGCUACCAUGACAGAGACGUGUUCGGCUGUGUGGCAGAUAUUGGCUGGAUAACAGGACACAGUUACAGUGUCUACGGCCCUCUAGCCAACGGGGGAACCACUGUCCUUUUUGAGAGCACUCCCAUUUACCCCGACCCAGGAAGGUACUGGGAGAUGGUGCAGAGACUUAAGAUAAACCAGUUUUACGGGGCUCCCACAGCGAUCCGCCUGCUGCUAAAGUACGGAGACCAGUGGGUCCACAAAUACGACCGCUCCACCCUCAAAACUCUGGGCUCUGUGGGUGAGCCCAUCAACACUGAAGCGUGGGAGUGGUACCACAGAGUCGUUGGGGGUGGACGUUGCCCUGUGGUGGACACCUGGUGGCAAACAGAGACAGGUGGCAUCUGCAUCAGCCCAAGGCCAUCAGAACCAGACGCAGGGAUUGUCCCAGGAAUGGCUAUGAGACCUUUCUUUGGCAUUAAGCCCGUGCUCAUGGACGCUGAGGGAAAAGUGCUGACUUCCAACCACACCUCUGGAGCUCUGUGCAUAGCUCAGCCCUGGCCUGGUAUGGCCCGAACCAUUCACAACAACCACCAGAGAUUCAUUGAGACCUACUGUCAGCCUCAUCCUGGUACAGAAAGAUGUGUUCGGGAUAAACAACAGUCUCUACUUUUAUGGUGUUUCCUAAGACACAAACUCAAGUCUUUACUCUCUGUGCCAAUAGGUUACUUCUUUACUGGUGAUGGCGCUUAUCGCUCUAAGGAGGGUCAUUACCAGAUCACAGGCCGCCUCGAUGACGUCAUCAACGUGAGCGGGCACAGGAUUGGGACGGCAGAGAUAGAGGAUGUUGUGAAUCAAUGCUCUGCAGUGGCUGAGUCUGCUGUCAUAGGUUACUCGCACAACAUCAAAGGACAAGGGGUUUAUGCCUUUGUGGUGCUAAAACAGGAUGUGGAGGACCAGGGGGCGGACCUGCGUCAGCAGCUACACAACAUGGUAUCUAAAAAGAUCGCCAAGUACGCCUGUCCAGACUUCAUCCAGUUCGUCCAGCGGCUGCCGAAAACACGCUCAGGUAAGAUAAUGCGCAGAGUGCUGCGGAAAGUGGUGGAGCGGGACCUGGACGGGGUGGGGGACAUCAACACGCUGGAUGACCCUGCAUCAGUUCAAGAGAUCAUCCAGGGUCACCGUGACCUCUGUAGCAAACAACCACAAUGAUGCACUGUCUGACAAGUGAUGCUUGCACAUUACUCACUAUUUCACUUCGCCAGACAUGUGCAUCAAAAACUGUUUUUAAAGGCCAAAUAUUCCUUUGUUUUUAUUGUACAUAUUACAUUUUUAUGAAAUCGGGUAAACAACUCUUUAAAACUAUGUAUAAUCCACAGAUGUACUCUCUCCAGUAGUGAUUGUAAACAUAAUACAAUAAACAAGUGUCCUUCUCUU
Anarrhichthys ocellatus (wolf-eel) is the source of this 2454-nucleotide messenger RNA. RefSeq names its product acyl-CoA synthetase short chain family member 1 (gene acss1). Gene Ontology annotation, molecular function: AMP binding; acetyl-CoA synthetase activity. Gene Ontology annotation, cellular component: mitochondrion. The coding region runs from base 91 to 2229 and encodes 712 amino acids. The transcript has 13 exons. NCBI's taxonomy places the organism in Eukaryota, Metazoa, Chordata, Actinopteri, Perciformes, Anarhichadidae. The record is from RefSeq and is a predicted model, not a curated record.